This is a messenger RNA of Rhodofomes roseus, 1449 nucleotides long. RefSeq names its product oligosaccharyl transferase alpha subunit. NCBI's taxonomy places the organism in Eukaryota, Fungi, Basidiomycota, Agaricomycetes, Polyporales, Fomitopsidaceae. The transcript is spliced from 6 exons. Bases 1 to 1449 code for a protein of 482 amino acids. The record is from RefSeq and is a predicted model, not a curated record. Gene Ontology annotation, cellular component: membrane; oligosaccharyltransferase complex.
AUGGUCCCACACUGGCGACGUCGGUUGCCCCUCCUGCUCCUGAGCUUGCUAUGUCCGUCGUUUGCUUCAGCGCACUCCUUUGAAAACACCGCCAUCGUGCGGACCAUCGACCUAGGCGGAUCGCUCGUGCACGUCACCACCACGUACGCGGUGAAAGCACUCGAGGAUGGCGCGGGUGUCUACACCCUGGCACUGGCGGAACGCGAGUUGAAGCGUACAAGCUGGCUGGAGGCCAAGAUAAAGGGCCAGCAGAACAUCCUAGCCAUGGAGAGUGCGGGUUUCGAUGGCGAAAGUGGCGUGUACCUAUUCUCUGUAGAGCUCCCAGAGACCCUCCGGACGAAUGGGACCGCUAAUCUUGUGGUGGAGGCCAUCGAGACCCACGCGACCUAUCCUUGGCCGGAGGAGGCAGGGCAGAAGGAUGGUCAGUCGCUCAAGUAUGAAACGGACCUCUUUGUCGUGAGCCCGUACAAAACGUCCGUAGAGCGGAUAAAGAUCAAGUCACCGUCGCCUAACAUAUUGUCGUACUCGACCCCGGAAGGUCUCGACGAGUUCACCAUGGAGAUACCUGUCACCAAGUCAGGCGCAACAAUCACAUACGGACCGUUCAGCAACAUCCCGGCGACUGCUGACGCAACUUUCCUCAAACCGAAACAGAAAGAGGUUGCGGUGCACUACAACUACGACCACCCGGUUAUCGAGGUUACCGAGCUGAAGCGGUCUGCGGAGAUCAGCCACUGGGGUGCGAACUUGAACAUCGAGGACAAGAUCCAUUUACAUAACGCAGGACCGAAACUCAAAGGCCAUUUCUCGCGUCUCGAGCAUCAGGCUUCCACUUUCUUGGGACGCAUGCCACCGCAUGUCCUUCCAUCGUUGACGCUUCAUCUGCCACCCAACAUUCGCUCGCCAUACUAUUACGACCUCAUCGGGAAUGUCUCUACGUCCCAUCUCCGCGUGGGGCAUCUACCUGCUCAACAGUCCAGCCUGUUGGAGGUUCGUCCGCGCUACCCGCUGAUGGGCGGCUGGAACUACAGCUUCACACUGGGUUGGGAUUCACCGCUCGCUGACUAUGCUGGUUACGACAAGAGUACGGGGAAGUACGUGAUUGGCGUGCCUCUGAUGACUCUUGUUCCUGGAGCCGUCGUCGGCGAUGCGGAGGUCACAAUCAUAUUGCCUGAAGGUGCUACUGAUGUCGACUUCUUCCCUCCCUUCACUCCCAUCCAGAGCUACGUCAAGACGCAUGUCACAUACCUUGACACUGUGGGCAGGCCGGCAAUUAUUCUGGAAUACAAAGACCUCACGACCAAGCACGCUGGCACUGUCUAUGUCAUGUACAAGGUCCCACUCUCCGCGCACUUGAAGAAGCCGCUGGCGGUUGCCACCGCAUUCAUGGGUCUCUUCGUCUUGGGCUUCGCAGUGAGGCGUAUGGACGUCCGUAUCCAGAAGAAAUAA